ACAGGCAGCCCCCGGUGCCCGCGGCUCAGCGGGAGACGCUGCUCGGGGCUCGCACAGAGCCUUGUGGAAGCAGCAGCUGCCUGGGAAUUCAUUGCUAAUUGCCACGGCGGAGAUUGCGAAAUCCCCCUCUUGGGGCUCGGCCAAUGAGGGAGCCUUUGUGGGGGGCAGCGGCGCAACCCCCCGGCUCUCUUUGAAAUCCCAUCUUUGCCUGUAGCGCCCUCCCCCCACGCCGGAGGGGCGGGCCCACGAACCAGCCCCCGGGAGUAUAAAGGCAGCCGGAGCCAGGCAGGUAGCUGCCAGUAGCGAGUAACUGUGCGGAACAUCCCUCUGCACCACCUCGGGCUUGCGGGCUCCAGCGGCGCCCCAGCCCCUCCACCCCCGGAGUACAGCUGCUGCGCGGGUCCCUUACCUCGUGCGGGGCGGAUCGGACCCCUGGGCUCCAGCUCGGAAGAUGCUGCUGGGCGCAGCCCGUCUGUGUGUGGCGCUGGCGGCCGCUCUGUGCUGCUGCUGCCCCUGGGCGCUGGCGGCGUCGAGUGCCGGGUUGGGCCCCAGCCUCCUCAACUCCAACGCCAUCAAGAACCUGCUGCCAGGCGGCGGCGCCGGGCUGGGGGGCUCCCCCGGCAGUGCCGCGCCCGCAGACUCGGCCCUGCUCGAGGGGGGCAACAAGCACCAGGCCGUCGAGCCCCACCAGCCUUACACGUGCUCGGAGGACGAGGACUGCGCCCCGGACGAGUUCUGCUCCAGCGCCCCGCGCGGGGCCGGCCCCGCAGUCCCGCUCUGCCUCGCCUGCAGGAAACGCCGGAAGCGCUGCCUGCGCCACGCCAUGUGCUGCCCGGGCAACUACUGCAAUAAUGGGAUCUGUGUGCCAUCUGAGCAAGGUCACUUUCUCCCCGGGGAGAUGGAGGAGACCAUCAUUGAGAGCUUCAGUCCUGAUCAUGGCAUCCCAGACUUGCAUCCCAAAAGGACCACAUCCCCUUCCCAGCUGCACCACUUGAAAGGUCAGGAAAGUACCACCUGCCUCCGCUCUUCUGACUGUGCUGCUGGAUUGUGUUGUGCGCGUCACUUCUGGUCCAAGAUCUGUAAACCUGUCCUUAAGGAAGGCCAAGUAUGCACCAAACACCGAAGGAAAGGCUCUCAUGGCCUAGAGAUCUUCCAGCGAUGCUACUGUGGAGAAGGUCUGUCCUGUCGGCUACAAAGAGAUUAUGCAACCACCAACACUUCCAGACUGCAUACUUGCCAAAGACAUUGAACACCACUCCUCACUACAUAGGAUGGACUUUGGAGAGGGUUUCUGGGCAGUUCAUUGUUUGUUUUGGCAACUCAUCUCUAAGGAUGUACAGAUUCGGCGGUUACACUAAGUACUCUGCUAUCUUCCCUUCCUAAAGCUGGAGUAUGAGGCUUGUUUCUUUAAGAAACUUUCAGUGACUAAUUGCAGUAAAUUACUGUGUUGUAAAUACUCAGUGUGGCACUUAACUGUACAUAUUCCAGAAUUUUAAUUUUUCUAAAGGUGCUGCAUGAUCUCUAGUCUGCUAUUGUGACACAUCUUGUACACACUGGUUUUAUAUCUUCCUAAGUCUAUGAAUUGUCCAUGUGGAAGUGAAAUAAAUAACUUAAAAAAAAAAGAUUGGCAUUUACUGAAACUUCUCCCUACCCCUGGUCUAAAUGAAGACCCAUCUGAAGGCAAGCUUAAAUAACACUAAGAGCUUGUUAACUCUACAACAUGAUGUCCCAAAUGGAUGGACACUUGUCAGAAACAAUGAUAUGCAUAUAAACUGAGAUGUCUCCUUUUCUUAAGGCUCUGCAUAGGAAGAGGUCCAGAGUUGGUUAAAUAUGAGUGAAGAGGCUCCGUGAAUGGUGGUGGUCUCUAUUCAGUUU
Mauremys reevesii (Reeves's turtle) is the source of this 1875-nucleotide messenger RNA. RefSeq names its product dickkopf WNT signaling pathway inhibitor 1 (gene DKK1). Gene Ontology annotation, molecular function: co-receptor binding; receptor antagonist activity. Gene Ontology annotation, biological process: multicellular organism development; negative regulation of canonical Wnt signaling pathway. The coding region runs from base 452 to 1249 and encodes 265 amino acids. The transcript is spliced from 4 exons. Gene Ontology annotation, cellular component: extracellular region. NCBI's taxonomy places the organism in Eukaryota, Metazoa, Chordata, Testudines, Geoemydidae. The record is from RefSeq and is a predicted model, not a curated record.